AUGGGCGGCAUUGACCAGAUCCUCACUCACUGCCUACUGGAAUCUCAAGGCGAGGAGAUGCCGGCGUAUUUUGGCAACUCAGCACGCGAUGCCCAAACGGUAACCUGGUACCUCUUUUCCAUGUCAAGACCCGAACUGGAGAGAUCGGUUCAAGCAAAUAAGAGCUUCAUCUCGGCGAAUGAAAAGCUCCGAUACGUCGCCCAGUACAGCAUCCUCGCUGAGCUCCGUCGUCGCUGGGACGAGGGACAACGGGGCGUUGACGAGGUUUUGGAGCGACUGGGACACCUUGGGGAGCAAAUGGAGCUUGUCCAGACCGAGCAUCUGCAGCUGGGGAACUACCGGGCGUAUAGUUUACGACUGCUUGAGGGUCUGUGUCGGAUGACGGAUGUCACUACGUAG
This is a messenger RNA of Diaporthe amygdali, 399 nucleotides long. RefSeq lists its product as uncharacterized. The record is from RefSeq and is a predicted model, not a curated record. NCBI's taxonomy places the organism in Eukaryota, Fungi, Ascomycota, Sordariomycetes, Diaporthales, Diaporthaceae. The coding region runs from base 1 to 399 and encodes 132 amino acids. The transcript has a single exon.